AUGGAUUUCGCAAGCUUCGGCAAGGGUAUCUCCAACUUUGGAUCCCAGAUCACCCCCUUUGCGUCGCGCACCUUCCAGUACACGAAGGAGCAGCUUGGCCAGGCCGAGGACAAGACCCAGCUCCCCCCCGACUACAUUGACCUCGAGAAGCGCGUCGAUGCCCUCAAGCAGGCCCACCAGAAGAUGCUUGCCGUGACCUCGCAAUACUCGAACGAGGCCUACGACUACCCCCCCAACAUCAAGGAGACUUUCCAGGACCUUGGCCGCACCGUGAGCGAGAAAGUCCACCUCCUGUCCUCCGCUACAUCCCCCGCUGAGGCUCAGGCUGCCCUGGUUGCUCCUCCUAGUGCCAAGCCUCAGCCCAAGACCUUCAGCCACGCCGUUGCUCGCGCCAGCUUGUCUAGCAGCCACCUGUUGCAUCAGCGCCAUACCGGUGCCGGCGAGGACCCCCUGGCUACCGCCCUUGAGAAGUAUGCGUUGGCCUCGGAGCGUGUUGGUGAGGCUCGCCUUGCCCAGGACUCCCAAAUCCAGAGCCGAUUCCUCGCUGGCUGGAACACAACUCUCAACACCAACCUGACCUUUGCCACCCGCGCCCGCAAGAACGUCGAGAACUCCCGCCUUUCCCUCGAUGCUGUCAAGGCUCACGCCAAGGGAACUACCUUCAAGCUUGGCACCGGCUCGAACACCGGUGAUCAUCCUGAUGAGCACGAGCUCAGCCCCGAGGCCCAGGAGGAGAUUGAGAAGGCCGAGGAUGAGUUUGUGACACAGACUGAGGAGGCUGUUGGCGUCAUGAAGAACGUUCUUGAUACCCCUGAGCCCCUCCGCAACCUGGCCGAGCUCAUCGCCGCCCAAAUCGAGUACCACAAGAAGGCCUACGAGGUGCUGAGCGAGCUCGCACCCGUCGUUGAGGGUCUGCAGACUGAGCAAGAAGUGGGUCGCGCCUCUGCCUUUUGA
This is a messenger RNA of Ilyonectria robusta, 954 nucleotides long. RefSeq names its product BAR domain-containing family protein. Gene Ontology annotation, molecular function: protein binding. The coding region runs from base 1 to 954 and encodes 317 amino acids. Gene Ontology annotation, cellular component: cytoplasm. The transcript has 5 exons. NCBI's taxonomy places the organism in Eukaryota, Fungi, Ascomycota, Sordariomycetes, Hypocreales, Nectriaceae. The record is from RefSeq and is a predicted model, not a curated record.